GCUUAAUCGGUUGCACGUUUGCCGAGCCAGGAUGAGAAGGUGAAGCUAUGUCAAGCCAGGUGUAGAUAGUCGGGAUAAGUACACGUCCACGGCGUUCUUAAAUAGACCACGGUAUCGAUCACAGAUUCACUGAUUCAGAGAUGGAGAAGACGCGUGCGGCAUAUUUUUCACCCGAGGAGCAGCAACUAAUUAUGGAAAGUUAUGAGGAGUGACUUAGCUCAUCACAUUGCUCUGGGCCAGUGGACAACUAAGUUUGGCAAAGACAUUGAGGUGCAUCUCUCCAACCACGGUUUCCCUCAUCAAACUACUGUAAAUUCUUGUGGCAUCUUAAUGUUGAUGUAUGCACUCAGCCUGAGCACAGAGGCUCCAUUUUGGUUCAUUGAGAGGGACAUGGCACGCAUCCGAAAAUGGUGGUGCAUUAGUCUAAUGGAACGGUUCCAGAUUGACGGCCAUGGACAGAGGUUUGCAUACUGGACUAAUGAGGCCAGAGCAUUGCUCCAAGGUUCACUGCAGCCGAUAUACAGGGUCCCAAAGGUCAGCAAGAGGGAACAUGAGGUGUCACUACAUGGAGCAGGUUUUCUGAGUCCUAAAGAAAAUAAUUCUACACCAUGUACACCGUGGACACCUGUCGUGAAUGUGGAAUGCUUUUCAAAAACUGCACACCUGGAUAUGUUGGAACAGGACAAAGGGGUGUACUUGAAGCAGUUUACUCAGAAUACCCACAUCCAGGUUACUGCGAUCACUUUUGCCGCCAAAUGCAAUAGUGAGAACGGACACGUAUACUACCUGUUGGCAGACAACCCUGAGCCAGCUGGGUGUUUUUCAAGCUGCAGGCCACCGAAACUUGGGAUUUAAUUUUGAAUUCUCCAGUGUUAUUACAGACUGUUAAUUAAUUGUUUAUGUCAAAAAAGAGAUGUCAUAUGUUUAAACAACCUUUGGGUGAACUUUUUGUAUAAUUUUAAAAAUGUUAAAACUAACAUCUAUUGAGAGUCUACUUUAUGCUUUUUUGGUUUUAAUAACGUCCUGUUCAAUGUGUAAUAAAAUUCAAAUCCUCUGAA
Molecule: messenger RNA, 1058 nt
Organism: Esox lucius (northern pike)
Lineage: Eukaryota; Metazoa; Chordata; Actinopteri; Esociformes; Esocidae
Exons: 9
Coding region: 202-855 (217 amino acids)
Source: RefSeq, a predicted model, not a curated record